Molecule: messenger RNA, 1652 nt
Organism: Durusdinium trenchii
Lineage: Eukaryota; Dinophyceae; Suessiales; Symbiodiniaceae
Source: the annotation of a GenBank genome assembly
UUUUGGCUUCAGGUGCAGUUGUGAUUUUCUAAGCUGUUGAAAGCCCAUUUCAAGGAGCAGACGCGAGCCAUGGCCAAUCCUGCCCUCACUGAAGAUGCCGUGAACACGGGCGCAGUUGCAUGGGUUUUGACCUCUGCAGCCUUGGUGUUCUUGAUGACAGCCGGUCUUGGCUUUUUCUACGGCGGCUUGGUGCGAGACACCAAUGUGAUCAACACUAUGAUGAUGAGUGUAGCAUCCAUGGCCAUUGUAUGCUUGACGUGGGUUGUCUUUGGGUUCUCUUGGGCCUUCGGAGACAAUGGCUCCACUGGCUUUGGGAUGUUCGUGGGCAACUUUGACUACAGCCUGUGGACGAACCUGGACAUGAAGAUGUGGGGUGACUCGGGGCUCCCUGGUCUUUGUUUUGCAGCUUUCCAAAUGACCUUUGCCAUCAUCGCAUCAGCGAUCAUCUCGGGCUCUUUGGUGGAGCGUAUGCGCUUUAGUGCAUAUUCCAUCAUGUUGGCCUUGUGGUCCUUGCUAAUCUACGCCCCACUCUGCCACUGGGUUUGGGGUCCUGGUGGCUGGAUCGCUGAAUUCGGAGCUUUGGAUUUUGCUGGAGGCACAGUGGUGCACAUCAGCUCCGGUGUGUCCGGCCUCGUUGCAGGUGCCAUCGUCGGACCCAGAAGGCAUGUGGAGAAGGAGCUGGGACCUGCCAACGCUCCUUUCGUAAUCCUUGGUGGCAGCCUGCUGUGGUUUGGCUGGCUAGGCUUCAAUGGCGGAUCUGCUUUGUCAGUGAGCGAUGGUGUGGCGGCCCGUGCUGUGGCCACCACAUUCGUGGCAGCAGCUUCUUCGAUGUUGACCUGGUUGAUGCUGGAACGCCUUCUUAAGGGCAAAUCCACCAGUGUAGGAGCCUCAGUAGGAGCAGUGGCUGGGCUUGUGUGCAUCACCCCUGGAGCGGGCUUUGUAACGCCUGGGUGGAGCAUUGCCAUUGGUGCUUUGGGUGCCGUUUGGUGCUACGCCUCUGUGGAGGUGGUUAACAAGGUUAAUUUGGUGGAUGACACUUUGGAUGCCUUUGGCUUGCAUGGCAUGGGUGGCAUUGGUGGGGCCAUUUUGACCGGCAUUUUUGCAUUGGACGGUGGCCUGAUCUAUACUGGAAGCUUCGAGCUCUUGGGCAAGCAGAUUGUCGGUGCACUGGCAGGUGUGGCCUUCUCAGCCAUUGGCACCGCCAUCAUCGUAGUGGCAUUGAGGCUGGUGAUGAAGCUGCGAAUCCCAGAAGAACAGGAGGUUGAAGGUGUGGACCAGCACACUCAUGGCGAGACCUACCACAGUCCUGUCAAGAAGUACCCUCAGAUGAAAGAGUCUGAGUCCACUGAAGCAUCAGACACUGUCUGAUUUUGCAGCUUUUUCUUCCAAGGUAAUUAACUGCUUCAAUUUUGGCAUAAGAUGAGGGUGGAGUCCUUGUCAGCACGUUCGCAUAGAUUCGAUGCUUGCAACUCGAAUUGAUCUCCACAAAGAUGGUGUUUACAAGUUUGCUCGUGGGAACGCACGAGCAACUUUUAUGUUCACUGUCCACUGUCGGAUGGAAGAGAAGCAAUUGACUGCUGUUCAGCAUCCUUUGCAGAUGGAAGCUGGACAUCCUUGAAAUUGAAGGCUAUGUAUGUAUAUACAGCCUUGAA